AUGGGAACGAAUCCCCGAUAUUUCAGCUCUCAAGGUCGACCGAGUCACCUGGGUAACACAUCUCAACAAUCGUGGCAUAUGCUGCUGGAUAGACAGCUCUUUGGAUGCAUUUUGAACCACAAGGAGUCAAACACCGAUGUUGAGACCGAUGAACCUUCCAAUAAUGAAGAGAGAAUUUCCGUGGUGGAUCGCAGUGAACGAGAAGUUCGAAUGGUUAACCCAACAAUGAAGAUAUGA
Botrytis fragariae is the source of this 237-nucleotide messenger RNA. RefSeq lists its product as uncharacterized. The coding region runs from base 1 to 237 and encodes 78 amino acids. Lineage: Eukaryota; Fungi; Ascomycota; Leotiomycetes; Helotiales; Sclerotiniaceae. The transcript is spliced from 2 exons. The record is from RefSeq and is a predicted model, not a curated record.